GUGGGGCGUAGGACCCCAAUGGGAGUACCUCGGGAACUAUUCCUGGGAACGUCGUAUCCGCGGAGGCCAAACACCACGCACACACAAGUACAGGUACUGUACCAUGCAUGUGAUGUGACAAGUUGUGUUUGCGGAACGUACUGUAUUCAGUUGUAUUCAAUGCCCUGCAGAACCAGUGGUGGAUAUUCGAAAUUCCUAUGACGGGGGCGAGUCUACCCAUAUGAUAACCGUUGUUGACUUCCCCACACGGUGGUACUCAUGUGCUGUAAUGUAGGAGUGUUGAGCUGAAUAUAUUUGUUAAUUAUUUUCAAUAACGUCAUGGACUGGUGUAAUGUAUCGGCCCGUGUUGUGCAAUGCGCGUUGUGUAAUGAUGAUUGCUCUGCGGUGACAGCUCCCACGUGGGUGCACGCAGGGGGCGUGGCUACGCCGCGGUCAGCCCCGCAGAGUGGGCGGUGACUAAAUUAAAACCCCGCCUCCAGCGAGACAGCUCGCCAAUCAGAGGCUUUAUAACCGACCAGAAUCCCGCCUCAGGGAGGAACCCGAGCGGAAACUCCGCCUUCCCCGCCGGGAAUGUGAUUAACCAGAAGCACCGCCCCCUGCUAGGGAUCUGACCAAUCAGAGGCCAAUAAGCUAUCAAUAACCCCGCUCUCUAGGAGGGACUCAGGCUGGAACUCCGCCCACUGAGAGAUGUCUGACCAAUAAAAGAACCCCUGGCUCGAGCAGAUGCUCUGCCCAUAACGAGGAUUGUGCGAUAGAGGCCCCGCAUUUUACUUGGGAGCUGACCAAUAAGAGAACCCGAGAUCGAUUAAAGGCCCCGCCCCUACGAGGAUCGUGACCAGAGGCCCCGCCCCGGCAAGGCUCCGGACCAAUCAGCGAGCGCGAGCGGCGGCCUGAUCGGCGGCCCAGAUGUCGGAGCGCGAGGCGACACGGCCGCUAUUGGGACUCACGGGGCCGCGGGGCGCGGAGUGCGGGAGCCGCGGGGGCCGUGGGGGCCGCGGGGACCGGGAGGGCCCCGGGGGGCCCCGCUCCUCCCCACACGCACCGGCGUGGCCUCCAGACGGGGACGCAGAGCCGCUCGACUACGAUGGCUGUUCCCACGAGGAGGCGCUCGAGCACACCGGGUUUGGCCGUUUCCACGCCUGGCUUCUGGUGGCCUGCGGCUGGGCCAACGCCAGCGACGCCGUGGAGAUCUUGUGCGUGUCCUUCCUCCUCCCAACGGCGCGCUGCGACCUGCACCUCUCCACCGCUGACAUGGGCUGGCUCACUGCGUGCAUGUUCAUCGGUAUGAUGAUGGGCGGUUGCGUCUGGGGUGCCCUGGCGGACUCGAGCGGCCGCCGCAAGGUGCUCGUCUACUCGCUAGCCGUCAACGGCAUCUUCAGCGCCCUCUCCAGCCUCGCCCCCAGCUUCCUGCUCUUCCUGCUGAUGCGCCUGGGCAGCGGCCUGGGGGUGGGGGGGUCUCUGCCGGUCAUCUUCUCCUACUUCUCCGAGUUCCAGCCACGGCGGUGGCGCGGCGCAAUGGUCAGCGCACUGGCCACGUUCUGGAUGGGAGGAAACAUACUGGCGGCCGGGCUGGCGUGGUUGAUAAUCCCGCUGCCGGCGCUUGGCGUGUGGAGCUGGCGCGUGUUCGUCGCCGUCUGCUCCGUGCCAAGCCUCACGUCGAGCGUCGCCUUUGCCUGCUGCCUCCCCGAGAGCCCUAAGUUCCUCAUGCAGACGGGGCAGGAGGAGGCGGCGCUCGCCGUAUUUCGCAGGAUCUUUACUCACAACCACCGCAGCAUGCCUGGCGCUCGCAGGGCCUUCCCGGUGAGCCGGCUGGAGGUGAGCGUCUCGGACCGGCACGCGGUGAGCAUCCCCUUGGGGAUUCUGGCACAGGUGGUGUACUACUCGCGCAUGAUGGUAGGCCGCCUGCGCAAGAUGUUCUGUGGGUCACUUGGGAGGAGCAGCUGGGCUCUCUCCUCCAUCUUCUUCUCAAUCUCCUUCGGGUACUAUGGGCUGUGGAUGUGGCUGCCCGAGUUGUUCAGGAGGAGCGAGGAGCAUGGAGGCUCUCCCUGCUCUACUCCCCCAAGUAACCACACCGAUGUUGCCAGUGCAGGCAACUGGACAUUGUGUUACCCCGUGAAGACAAUCGUGUACAUGGACGGGUUCAUCACAGCUGCUGCUAACCUCCCUGGGAACAUCCUCAGCAUCCUGCUCAUGGGCCGUGUAGGGGGGCGGCUGCUGCUGGGGGCAAGCCUGCUGCUCUCUGGGGGCUGCGUGUUCCUGCUUUGGGCUGUGUGCACGCGGCUGCAGAGCUUGGCUGCAGCGUGCCUCUUCAGUGCCAUCUCUGUGGUGGCAUGGAAUGCGCUGGAUGUCAUUGGCAUCGAGAUGUACCCCACCAUGCUACGGUCCAGUGCGCUCGGAGUGUUCACCGGGGUGGCACGCAUAGCUGCCAUACUUGCCAGCCUGCUGUUUGGCGCGCUGCUGGAGACCAGCUGCACCGUGCCCAUCUUGCUCAUCGCUGCACUACUUGUGUGCGGCAGCAUCGUGGGGCUGUGCCUCCCUGAGACCAAGAACUCAGAGCUGCAGUAGGGAAGGGUUGUGCGCCUUCUACACCAAUCACUUGCACUUUGACAGUUGUCAGAUUUCCACUUUUGUAAACUUGCCACUCGUUUUUACAUUCCAUGUAAAAUAAAAUCUGAGUGAAUGCGUU
Messenger RNA from Petromyzon marinus (sea lamprey), 2686 nucleotides. Its product is annotated as synaptic vesicle glycoprotein 2C-like. Gene Ontology annotation, biological process: transmembrane transport. Gene Ontology annotation, cellular component: membrane. The record is from RefSeq and is a predicted model, not a curated record. NCBI's taxonomy places the organism in Eukaryota, Metazoa, Chordata, Hyperoartia, Petromyzontiformes, Petromyzontidae. Gene Ontology annotation, molecular function: transmembrane transporter activity.